UGUGAUUCGAAACACUUUAUCAUUAACUCCGGCAAACUGACACACUCAGAGAGAGAGAGAACACAGUGCAGAACCUUCAAUGCAGGAACACAUAUCAACUUGUUUACCUUCAUAAAGAAGAAAGCAGUUUUUGUGAAUGUUGAAUAGCCACCAUGAGGCCCGCUGGUCUUUCCAUUUUCAUUGCCAUCCUCUCAGCCUGUGUCCUGGGGUGCGGCUCCAUGUGGCCUUACUCCAGACCGGAGUGGCAACAGGUUAACAUUGAUCGGCCAAAUGAAGUGGAAAUUCACUUAGUGCUUGGGCCAUCCGAUGUCUUCAUCAAUGACCAAGCUUAUAUUAGUUACGCAUCUUCUUACAUCAAAGGGAAAGCAGCUAAGGUGUGUGUUAUGAAAGCAAACAUAGACCAAAACGGGCAAACAACAUUUAAUGUGCUUAGCAUGCCAGAUGGGAUGAGCAAUGCACUUAUUGAGAACGCUGAUAGAGUCAAGAUUACCUUGAUUUCUCAUGGUUACAGAAAACUGGUAGAGUUAACAAACUAUGGUCAGAAACAUUUUGGCGUGGACUACAAUAUCAACAACAUGAAUUACCAUGAACUGGCUAAUGUGGUGAAGGUAUUGGUCAGCAAUAUGAAACAACCCCAAGUUGAAAUGCGAUUCAUUGUGUGCAAUGCUGGAACGGAUGCCGCAAGCAAUUACAUGACUGGAUUCAUGAAGGAGGUGAAUAAUAAUCAUCUAGGGUUCCAGCUCCAUAAGAUUGUGGCGUACGACACCUUGCUGUCAACAACCGACACAUUUAAUGUUUACCAAACCCAAAUGGGCAAUGUUCCUGAAAACCUAUUCUGGAGUUAUGAGCAAAAGGGCAUGGAACCUUUUCCUGCUGUCUUGGACCAUGGGCAAAUGACGAAUGAAAUUACCAUAAAAGAUCAAAGAAGAUGUUUGUUUACUUAUGAAAAUGGAAACGUGUUUCGCAGCCCCUUGCGAAAAAUUACUAAUAAUAAUAACCAAAUGGAGGUCGAUUUGGAAAGAAACAUAAACCAGCUUAAUGACCAAAACAGCUUUGGGGAGCAGCUAGAUAUGAACUUACAUGGUUGUUAUAAGAAGAGGCGACGACGCAGAAAUGUGUGCAAUUCAGAAGAGUAUGUGGUGAAGGACAAGUCACUGUGCAUUAAAGACGGUCAAGUGGAGGUUGAAGUGGCAAGCAGGAGGAAUCCAGAGGACACCCACCUGGUCUCCUUCCCUCUAGAUGAGUCCAGAACCUUCUACACCCGGCAGAUCGAAGAGAAUGCCAUGCAUCAGGGCAGUCGGGUGAAAGCGGCCGGUGGGGGUGCCUUGGACAAGAUCAACAGAGGCAUGGCGGUGUAUGGCAUUGUGGCUGGCUUCAUUGGGGCGGGGAAGUUUUUUGCAGAGAAUGAUACAGCCAGAGGUGCCUUCACUCUCACCCAGUCUCUACACGGGCUUGGGGGGCUGACUGGCGUGAAUCAACAGCUCUCCAAAAUGUCCCAGAACAUAUUAAAAAGCACCAUCAGUAAAGGGACAGAGAGAUUGGGUCUAGAGAAGACAUUGGAGAGAGUAAGCGGCUCACUGGAAAGAGUUCAGGAGAGUGCCGCUGGACAAUUUAUGAAGGACAUUCCCUUCGUUGGCUUGGGUUUCCAAUUCUAUUUCAUAGCUGAAGAUUCUGUAGCGAUUCAGACAAGCAACAACUCUGACCCAGAACAGAAGAAAUAUUAUGGCUUAAAAGUUUCAAACUUAGUCUUGGACGUGUCAACCACUGUGCUGACCAUCGCUGAAGUGGCCUUCCCUCCGGCCGCACUCAUUCUGGAGCCCAUAAUCAUUGGCCUGACCAUAGUUAGGAUGUCUCUCGGUGAUUUUUACUGCGAUGUUGUGAGUGAGCUGGACCGGCUGCCCAAGGGGGCUAAUGACAUACAGAAACUGACUGCUGUUUUAAAAGGGUUAGGGGAAGGUGCUUUGGAUUUUGGGACUGGAGGGCUGCUGAGACAGAUGAAAGAGGUGGAUGAAGAAUACAGAAAAAACCAAGAGCUUCUGCGGAAAUUGUUUUCCCCCGGUGCCUAUUACAGAAUAGUGGCCAAUGACGGUAACGUAAGCACCAUCGACCUGACGGAAGGGGAGCUCUCACAAUACGGGGGUUUGAUAACGGUCCGGCUGUCGAACCACGGCAAUGUCACCAUUCAGAUUGGAGGCAUUGAUGAUGGGCGAGGCGGGGUCAAAACCAUUGUGAAAACAUUCCACAACCCUGCCAUUCAGAGCAUCAUUCUUGGGGUGGGGGAGUCUCGCCAGUUCCUGUACACCCAGAAGACUGCAAACCUGUGGUGGGUCAUCCCAGUGCACUCCAAAAAGGUAAUCUGUGGAGAACUCCUGCUCCGCUCCUCCCUGUUCGGCACCUAUUAUGGGAAUGACAAGGACAACUCAUUCUUUGCCCUCCAUCAACCGUCAGCAGAGCAGCCUCCACCAGCUCCCUCAGACCCUUGCGCUUAUGGAGGCCUGGAUUUGGACUACGUGAUCCGGAACUACCGCUACACCAUCCACGGUCAUGGGGGGGAUGACAUUUUCUUUCUCGGGUCGCAGGCUUCGGUGCUCUCUGGCGGAGAAGGGAGGGACCUUUACGUCUUUCCCACAGACGGAAGCAUUUCCGAGAUUGACAAUUUCUCCCACGAUUUGUUUGAGGAUCACCUGUUGAUAAAAGCACCUUUCAGCCGCAUUGAUUGUAUCCGGAAUCAAAACGAUCUUCUCCUCAUUUACGGACAACAGAAGAAGCACCAGAUCACCAUUAGGAACUGGUUUACCCACAGUAACGUUGACUACUAUCAGCACAUGACAUUUCAGUCUUCUGAUGGCGUCAUGUUUAAAAUAGCAGACAGAGGACUUAUGGGGCACAAGUUCCAUACUAACUGUGUCCCGGAAACUCUGGACAACACCAAAUCCCAAAGUCUGAUAUCUCUCAGACUGGAGGGGGUUUACCAAAGUGUAAUCAGGGUUUUGGGCAGCAAUUUUAGUGACAGCAUUUUAGGCAACAAGAGGGACAACGUUCUCAAUGGUGGUCCGGGAGCAGAUGUACUUGAAGGAGGAGAGGGAGCCGACACCUAUGAGAUCUUUCCAGCAGAAGGCUGUGAUAUCAUCAACAACUACGCCACAGACCAGAAAGUAGACUUGGUGGUGUUUCACGUGCCCUUCCAGAGGAUUCGUGCAGAACUGCUGGAUGAUGGUGUUCAGGUGACAGACGAAAAAGAGCCGAAGUCAACGUGCUUCCAUUUGCAAAAGUGGAACACGGACAGACAAUAUCAACACUUGGCGUUUCUGUCUUCUGAUCAUGUGACUUUUUACAUCUCAAAAAGUGAAGACAGUGGGCUGGUAAAGACGCCGCUGAUUGUCGACCUCAGCACAGAGCAACAUGGCAGCACCGUCAACCUCAACAAAACUGACCAACACUUCCACACUGUGGUGACUGUCUUCGACUCCCCCUAUGAUGACAUCGUUGUCGGGAAUGUGCUGGGCAAUUUCCUCAGCUGCAGCGGGGGCAGGGACCACCUGCAGGGAGGAGGUGGCAGUGAUAAAUACGUCAUCAAGUCUGGCUGCGGAGGAGCUCAUAUCAACAAUCUCGCAGAAGACAAAUCUAGCGACGUUUUGUUUAUCCAGUAUGCCUGGGGGGAAAUCAAAACAGAGCUUCGAUUGCCACACCUUGUUUUGAAGGUGGCAGUUGUUAACAUUGAAGUCGUCCUGUGGAAGUGGUUCCAGGGUGAGAACUUCCAACACCUGGUUGUGCAGACUUCUGACGGCAUCAUCUCCACCUUGCCGCUCAAUGAGUCCGACCAGGACGUCAUGAGUCCCAUGGAAAUUAACCUCAGCAAGGAGGAGUGUAUAGACCAGAAACAAAUAUUUGACUUGAGCAAAGAGCCCUGGAGGAAAGUGGAAAGGUUCCAAGCCAAAUCUAGCAAGUGUUCAUACACUGUGAUUGGAAACUCUUUGGACAACUUCAUUGACCCUGGCAUUGGAAACAUUUACAAGUACCAGUACCUGCGGGGAGGCAAUGGGUCAGACACCUAUGUCCUUGGCCAUGCAUACGGCUAUGAGAACGAAAUUGACAACGAGGCAGGAGACAUGAAAAUGGACAACCUCUUCCUUCAGGUCCUCUAUGAAGACGUCGAAGUUCUCCUGGAGGGACCCCACAUUAUCAUGUUCUCCCGCUCUAGGAACGACUCGGUCCGUGUACGCUUGCUGAAGUACUUGAAGGGGCCGAAGUUUCAGCACCUCCUGGUUCGUUCCUUGGAUGGAUUUCUGUUCAAAAUCAAUGGUGAUUCUUACCCCUACAAGUCCGUUCUCAGCAUUGACAUGGCAUCCUCCACCAAGAGCUGCAACAUCAGCUGUGCCUCAUCAGGAAGUGAAUUCAAAAAUGUUUCUAGAAUACGUGGCGCCACUGCCUUCAGUAACUACAUCACGGGGAGCAACGGCAGUUUCCUUAUUACCGGGGGCAACAUGAAUGACUAUAUCCAUGGCCACCAGGGAAGCGAGAUGAUCGCGAGCUUUGGAGGAAAUGACAUCAUCAUCGGAGAUGGCGGGAAUGACGUCCUGGAGGGGGGAGAAGGGGAGGAUGAAAUCCAGGGUGGCGAGGGAGACGACUUAAUCUACGGGGGAGGUGGGGCCGACAGGAUUGACGGGGGUCCUGGGAUAGAUACAGUAUUCUUCAGUGGAGACGUGCGGACAGGCAGUGGGGUCACGGUGGACCUACACUCAGGCAGGGGGUGGGGAGCAGACGCGGAAAAUGACACCUUCACUGGUGUGGAGAGGGUGAUUGGGACAGAGUUCAACGACCUGCUGAUUGGCGACAACGAGGAUAACCAGCUGAUUGGGAAAUUCGGAAAUGACAGUCUGGUGCCGGAACACGGGUCAGACCUGCUGUGUGGGGGGCCAGGAAGAGACCUUUACAUUCUGGACGACAGCAGCGGAGUAAAACACAUUGACAACUUCGCCUCAGAUGGGAUCGAAGAUAGCGUUCUAAUUCGUAACUUCGCCCCCCAGGACGCCUGCUUCUUUACUUUAGAAGGAAACCUUGUUGUUUCUCUGCACUACCGAGACCCUCUUCUAAAACUGAUUGGCAGAGACUCGCUCACUGUGAUUUUUGAUAACUGGAGCAGCAACCGCUCGCUUUACCAACACAUCAGCUUUGCCUUUGCAAACAACACCCUGACCGACUCAUCCUACUUCAACUCAGCUGUUGAGAUUAGCCCCUCCCUCAAGGCUUUUAACUCAUCCCUUCCACCCUUCAGCGUGACACGUGCUAAUGAGACGGCCAUUGAAGUAGAAGACAUGGCUCUGGGGAGAGUAGGAAGUGUGGCAGAGUCAAUGUUCCGCUAUCAUUUAAAAGUGUCAGACCAGCUUUUCCACACCGACACUUUACCUUGGGGUAACAGCCCCUCAUUGGAAAUCACUGGCCUCCUUUCUGGAGUCCUUUACACCUUUCAGCUCUACCUGACGAGAUGUGAAGUUCCAGUGUUGGUUUUAUGGGAGGCAGCACAGAGAACGAAACCCAAUCCGCCAGUGUCUCUGAAAGUGCUGCACGUCACCCACAGCAGCGUGAUGAUAAACUGGGCGGCACCCCCUGUGGGGUCUGACCCCGACAGCGAGAGGUACACUUACGUGGUGCUUGUGGAAGAAGACAGUGGUGACCUGGUGGCGCACUUCAACACCAGCGACGCUAGAGCGGAAAUCCGCGACUUAAAACCCAAAUGUGCAUUCAGGGUCUUUGUGUCAUCGGUAAUAGAAGAGAUGGAAAGUCAGAAGGCUGUCUUCCCACCAAUAGAAACUCUAAGCAUAUGCUUUGGCUUCAUCGCCCCCAGUGGAAGCACUAUCGUUGAGGAGAAAAUGACAGCGGAUGGACCGGUGGCGGUGAUUGAGUGCCUGGAGGGCUACCAGCUGACCUCUAGCUCUGAAAUUCAAUGCACACCAUCAGCCCUAUUACUACACUUGAAUAGGCCCUGUGUCCCCAGAAGCUGCAUCCAUUGGGGCAAUUAUGUUCCUCAUGGCAGAAUUAUCUCUGUUAUCUGUCUUGGUGUCGACUUCAAAAGCAGAUGUCACUACGGUACUUUUCAACCCACCCCUCCGUUUUGCUGCAGUACCCCACCGGAGAUCAACAACGGGUUUCACCGUUCCCUGCAACACUCAAACUACAUUACAGUCAGAUACAGCUGUGACUCAGGGUACGAUCUUUUUGGGGUGUCCAGCUUUACAUGCCAGGUAGAAUCAGGAGAGUGGUUCCCACCCCCUAGAGCUGGAAUACUGCAAUGCAAACCAAGCCCCUGCCUUGCCCCUCCCCAGGUUCCUCAUGGUAAAUUCUAUUCACCUUCAGGUAGCACAAGGAAUUUCAAAGGGGACACUCUGUACUUGAGAUGUGAUCAUUUCCACCACAUUUCCUCUGAGGACAGCACCAUCACCUGCCACGGUGGUGACUGGGGAUUGAUAACCUCAGCCUGUGAGCCUGACUUCCAUCUUGUCAACAUUCAAGAUGGCCUUUAUGACUUAGUUGGCGAUAUCGUGGCAUGGAGAUUUUCCUUCCAUAAUAUUGAUCCCUACGCCAGGUUUGCCUGUGCAGAUAGACAGUUGGAGUUUGUAACACUGAUAGGGACUCCCAGGAGUCCACACGUGAAAUGUAGAAAAGUAAAGCUGCAGACAAGUGGCUCGGAUUACACAGGGAUCGUUGAGGGGAACGUGGACGAGGCCGGUUGGAGCAAAGUUUGUGUUGAAGACUCAACUGCCGCUAAAGCGGUCUGUGGACACCUGUUUCCUGGUCAUGAAUGGACAGCAUCAGUGAUCGACAGUGGAAGGUUUGUUUCUCAACAGACACACAUCUGCGAUGUCAUGGGAUGUAGGUUCAUACCAGAAACAUUGACCUGCAGCAAACAGAUCCAAUGCAGACAGAGCUGUGAUCCCUAUGACGUUCCCAAUGGCCAAGCACUUUGUGCCUCCAAUUUUGAAGGAGAAAAAUGCGAUAUAACGUGUAACCGACUCUAUAAUCUUGAAGUCUCCUCUCAGAUCCAGUGUACCAGUUCUGGAUGGUCAAGCUUUCCCUACUGCAUCGAGAGUGGGGAUUGUGGCUAUGACAACGAGAGUGGACCCCAUUUCAUGAAGUGCUUGAGCAAGCUUUGGGUUGAGGCAGGUUGUAGCCUCCAGACCGAAGGUUCUCCUACAAGGAACCCGAAAUUAGUAAGAUACUGGAACACAAUGACUGUGAGUGAGGUGAGGAGAAACAUGGCCGAAUACCCCAGUAACAACGCAUUCACUAUAAACACAGUGUGCGAGGAAGAUGAGGAGUGCUUCCCCGCCCAUGCCACGGUGCUCACCAGUGACGGAUCCAGGAGAACCAUGGCAGAGCUGAGCGUGGGGGACAGGGUGCUGGCGGUCGACGCUGCUGGCCGGCCCACCUUCAGCGAGGUCCUCCUGUGGCUUGAUCGGCGGAGCGGCUCAAGAGAGCGUUACCUCCUGCUGGACACGGAGGGGUCCGAGGAGCCCCUGUACAUCACACCUGACCAUGUUCUCUUCAUCGCCCCCGACAACGCAACAACAAUUGACUUGGCCAGCGACGCACGCAGGGUGCCGGUGUUCGCCAAGGAUGUCCUCCCGGGCCACCUAAUCUACCUGCAUGACCCCAGCACUGGAUCACUGGAGGCCAAACGUGUGACCGAAGUGAGCGAGGCAGAGAGCCUAGGGGCCUACGCUCCCCUGACUGUGGAGGGGAACCUGGUGGUGGACGGACGCCUAGUUUCCUGCUACACCCUGCAGUGCCGGCAGCAGCUUGCUCACCUCACCUUCAUCCCCUACAGGCUCCUCCACAUCCUGCGCUCUUCCCUCUCUGUCCUUGGGUUCCGGCUUCUGGAGCCCCCGAGGCAGGGGCAGGAAGACCAGGAAGGUAUGCACUGGUACGCGAACGCCUUGUACCAGCUGGGCCGGUGGAUGGGGUAUCCGUUCAGUGAGACAUGCUAUUCCACCGACCUGCUGAGCUACCACUACCCCAGACCUGCCACUGGUUCGCUGUGAAGGCUGUCCACCUAAACUCCUCCACAGUCAGAUGCCUCACUUAUUUGUCUUUCUAUAAACGAGGGUACCAGUGACAAUUUCCUACACUCAACAACUUGUUACAGCUGUUUCAUGGCAAUACAUGUCAUUACGUAUGAUAUAACAGGGGAUCAUAGUUAUAUUCAAUCAAAUUGAUGUGUUGAUUUAAGUGUUUAUUAGUCCUUUAUCAUGGUUGGUGUCUUGACUGAAUUUGUUCAAAAUUGUGUGGCAUAAAACAUAAAACAUUGUUUUUUUCUCCUUG
Molecule: messenger RNA, 8319 nt
Organism: Oncorhynchus keta (chum salmon)
Lineage: Eukaryota; Metazoa; Chordata; Actinopteri; Salmoniformes; Salmonidae
Exons: 4
Coding region: 153-8039 (2628 amino acids)
Biological process (GO): regulation of gene expression; cell fate specification; protein autoprocessing
Cellular component (GO): membrane
Molecular function (GO): calcium ion binding; patched binding
Source: RefSeq, a predicted model, not a curated record